This is a messenger RNA of Apus apus (common swift), 2851 nucleotides long. RefSeq names its product taspase 1 (gene TASP1). Gene Ontology annotation, biological process: protein maturation. Bases 186 to 1448 code for a protein of 420 amino acids. Gene Ontology annotation, molecular function: threonine-type endopeptidase activity. NCBI's taxonomy places the organism in Eukaryota, Metazoa, Chordata, Aves, Apodiformes, Apodidae. The record is from RefSeq and is a predicted model, not a curated record. The transcript is spliced from 14 exons.
GCCAAUCGGAGGCGGGCGGGGGGGCGGGACGCCUCGUCCUCACCGAGGCAACGGGCGGGCGGACGGUUCCGGGUGUGCGCGGGGCCGGCGGCGGCGGAGGAGGAGGAGGAGGGAUGAAUCCUCUCCAGAGUCUAUUUUUGGGUGGAAGGAUGCUCUUUUCCAGUAGAAGAUGGUGAUCCUAGUGUAUGAUCAUGGAGAAGGGGCUAAGUCCAGUAGAAGUGCUACCUUCCAAAUCAUCUCAGGUUACAGCUGUGAAAGUGGAGGUCAAAGAGCCUGAAACAAAGCAAACCCAAAGAGGAAAACGAGUGGGAUUUGUGCUUGUCCAUGCAGGUGCAGGUUAUCAUUCCGAAUCCAAAGCUAAAGAAUACAAGCAUGUGUGCAAAAGAGCCUGUCAGAAGGCAAUUGAGAAGCUACAGGCUGGUGCUCUUGCAACAGAUGCGGUGACUGCAGCACUUAUAGAAUUGGAGGAUUCUCCUUUUACCAAUGCAGGAUUGGGGUCUAACCUAAACCUUCUGGGUGAGAUAGAAUGUGAUGCCAGUAUAAUGGAUGGAAAGUCCUUAAAUUUUGGAGCAGUUGGAGCACUGAGUGGAAUCAAGAAUCCAGUUUCAGUUGCAAAUAGAUUGUUAUGUGAAGGGCAGAAGGGAAAACUCUCUGCUGGCAGAAUUCCACCUUGCUUUUUAGUUGGUGAAGGAGCUUACAGAUGGGCAGUUGAUCACGGGAUACCAGCAUGUCCUCCAGGUAUCAUGGCUACAAGGUUUAGUUUAGCAGCUUUUAAGAGAAACAAGAGGAAACUGGAGUUGGCCGAAAAGGUGGAAACGGAUCUCAUUCACCUAAAGAAAAGAAGACAAUCAAAUGAAAAGGAGAAUGACUCAGGAACACUGGAUACAGUUGGUGCAGUUGUUGUUGACCAAGAAGGAAAUGUUGCUGCUGCUGUCUCCAGUGGAGGUUUAGCACUAAAGCAUCCUGGAAGAGUUGGUCAGGCAGCUCUUUAUGGUUGUGGCUGCUGGGCUGAAAAUACAGGAGCUCAUACGCCUUACUCCACUGCUGUGAGUACUUCAGGUUGUGGAGAGCACCUUGUCCGAACCAUACUGGCCAGAGAAUGUUCAUGUGCUUUACAAAUGGAAGAUGCCCACCAAGCUCUCCUAGAGACUAUGCAAAACAAGUUUAUUGGUUCACCUUUUCUAGCCAAUGAAGAUGGUGUACUUGGAGGUGUGAUAGUUCUUCGGUCAUGCAGGUGUUCAGCAGAGCCUGCAUCAUCACAGGAAAAGCCGACUUUACUAGUGGAAUUUCUAUGGAGCCAUACAACAGAGAGCAUGUGUGUAGGAUAUAUGUCUGCACAGGAUGGCAAAGCUAAGACUCACAUUUCAAGACUCCCUCCUGGAGCUGUGGCAGGACAGUCCGUGGCAAUAGAAGGAGGAGUUUGCCGGCUGGAGAGUCCAGAAAGCUGAACAGCUGAUUCUUCACUUCAUUGCAAAGAAUGUGAAUGAAUUUUGUACAAUUAGUAUUUUGGUGUUUAACAGCUGUUGGAAAUUCUACUCUUGUUUUAUACUCCGUGUUGCAACCAUGUGCACCAUAACUUGAGACAAGUGCUGCCGUAGUUUAUGUUCUCACUCUAUGAACGGGGGUGUGUGCAUGUUCAUUUUUUCCUAAUAAAAUAGGAACUCUUCCCAGUUGUGCAAAGACUAUGUAUGAUUAAUGAUUGCAUUUUCAUUGUUUUAAGUUUGAAAAAUAACUGAAAGUUUUUUAAAAAAAAGUAAUUUAAUUUAAAAAUAUGGUCACAGCUGUCUUUCAAGUUUUAAAUUUAAAAGGAACAGGCCUUUGAAGUGGCUAUAUAAUUAUGCAAAAGUUAUUAUGGUUUCUAAGUUUCUCAGUGGUUUAAGGAAAUCCAGAGGUGGUUUGAACAUGGAUUGUUUUGUUCCUCUCCAAUAAGGAGGAAUUUUUUUUGUCAAAGAAUGGUUUCAGUGAAACAAACUAGAUCAAAAUCAAGACUAGAAUUGUUUUUAAAUAGUCUUAUAGGUCAUAUCUCUGUUUCCAAACUAAGAUGUUAAUAGCUUCAAGCUGUAUGUAUUACAAAAAAGUAUAUGAAGAUAACGUAUUGUAACGCAGUCUUUAUGUAUAAUGAGAUAUUACAAUGUAAAUAAGAAAACAAAGUUUAUGGAAAGAUUUGAUAUUAUUCUUCGCUUCUGUUCAAAUCUAUUUUUGAGAGGUACAGAAACUGAGCAUAUAAAUGGAUGCGAAGUGCAAUGUGUAUUAAAUGGCUGUUGGGAGGUAUGAUACUAGCUUUCUUAUUGAUAAAGCAACUUCCUGAAGUCCAGCCACAGCAUGGGUAUUUAUAUAAACUGUGUGUAAUAUGUAUGUACUGUGCAUAAAUUUACUGUAAUUCUUUUUAUACCUUCAACAAAACUGCAUUAUAGACCAAUAUAAUUCUUGUCUGCCUUGUGAAGCAUUGGCAGCUGAACUGUCUUUUGUCACCAGUUCUAAUACGUUAGCGAGCCUACCUGAGUCCCAAAAGUAAGUUCUGACAUACAAUCUUCCAUUCAGUACUUUUUUCUUCACGGCACUGGCAGCAAUAGAAGACUUUUGUAAUUGAUUCAUUGUCCUGAUAAGUAUGCCAAAGAGAAACUAAAACAGUUAAUCUUUUUCCCUGGUGGAUAUUUGAUAAUUCUGUUUUCAGAAAUAGUGGAUUAAUAGAUAUUCUGACUGUAUUUGCUUAAUCGGGCAUUGUAUUUGCCUGUUUUGUAAUGUUGUGCCUGCCUAUAACAAACAUACUUGACUGAUAACAUGGUUACAUUGAUUGUAGUACCAAUCUUUCAUGGAUAAAAAUCUUAAUAAAUUUUUUUUUAUAGUCUGA